Thunnus maccoyii (southern bluefin tuna) is the source of this 4251-nucleotide messenger RNA. Its product is annotated as zinc finger BED domain-containing protein 4. The record is from RefSeq and is a predicted model, not a curated record. NCBI's taxonomy places the organism in Eukaryota, Metazoa, Chordata, Actinopteri, Scombriformes, Scombridae. The coding region runs from base 397 to 2520 and encodes 707 amino acids. Gene Ontology annotation, molecular function: protein dimerization activity. The transcript has 5 exons.
CAAUUAUAAUACUGUCUAUAUGCCUCCAUGAAACACAGCGCUCUGCCCCCUUCACUUGCGUCCGAGCGGCGGAUGGCAGCGUAGAAACAACGGAUGUAGCCUUGAUUAUAUUAUUGAUGUUCCCAGACAUCCGCAGCAGCCCGUGUAUCCUGAUUGUGGCCGAUUUGUGCAAGCGACGCAACUCCUGCUUAGAAUUCAAUUUUUUUCUUUUGUCUGCGCAUCUGGCAUCAACAUUUUUUUUAUUUAUUUUUUUUCAUGUGUGGUCAGGGAUUGGGACGUAAACACGCUGGCCUGCGCUCAUGAGAAGAGGCGAGGUGAGAUUGAUACCUCAGACUCAAGAUUGUCCUUGAUCGCAAGUUGAUUUUUUACUUCGGAGCAGGCGAACUGUUGGCUCCAAUGGCGUCAGUUUCGAAGGUGUCUAUUCUGGAUUACUUUAAUAUUGUGUUUGAGGGUGAAAAUGGCAAAAUCGAGUCCAACUGCAAGGCUUGUGGCACGAGAAUCCAGGCGAAGCGGAGUGUCACGUCCAACUUCGUAACGCAUCUCAAGCGUAAGCACCAGGCUAUGUAUGAUGACUUUGUGAAAAGGAAAGACAUGAAGAGAGAGGGUUACUCCUCUGGUUCCUUGCACAGUUUCACCACCACCAAUGGAGGGAAUACCCGCUAUACUCUCCCCAUCAGUACAGGAGCAGGAGGAGGAGGAGGUGGAGGAGGAGGAGGAGGAGGAGGUGUUGGAGGAAUGGGAACUCUGGAGGGAGGAGUAGGAGGAGGUUCUGGAGGAGGAGGGGUGACCAAGUUUGACAGACAUGACCCACGUCAGGUUCUGAUCUCUGAGGCGAUAGCUAAGAUGAUUGUGCAAGAUCUGCAGCCAGUUUCCAUAGUGGAAAAUCACGGCUUCAGAGAGCUGCUUCAGCUCCUGGAGCCGCGUUACACUCCAGAGCCCCAGCACUACAUCCAGAGCCAGCUCCUACCAGCCUAUGCCUACCAGGCCCAGCUGGCAACCCGUCAGGCCCUGGCCUCAGCGCACGCUCUCAGUCUCAGCUUGGAUCUCCGGAGGGGCUUAUCUGGAGCCACUUCAGGGUACCUCGGCGUCACCUGCCACUUUCUAACGUCUGACUGGCAGAUGCGUUCGGCUCUCCUGGCAUGCCUUCCCCUGAGUGGGGGCAGUUCUGGGAGUCGUGUUCUUUCAGAUUUUGAUGAAGUAUGUCACUCUCACGGCGUGUCAGGAAGAGCAUUUCGUGUUGUUGCAGACCCUUUCCUGGUCACAACCACAGUAAAGCCAUGUUGUCUUCCCGGUUUCCUGGUUUCACCACCUCUUGCUGACGAGCAAGAUGAUGACGACGAAGAAGAGGUGGAAAAUGGUAACGAUGCGGAGGAGGGCAUUAGGAAUGGCCACGGUGACAGAGGAGAGGAAGGAGCAUGGGAGGACUCGUGGGAGCAGGGUCUGGGUGUUUGUCGUGUGGACUGUUUCUCUCGCUCUCUUGAACAGUGUGUCAGGGAGGGGUUGCGCUCCCGUUCACAGCUCUCCUCUGCACUGACCAAGGCUGCCUGUUUCUACAACUACAUUACCUCUGCUGUCCCACCAGAGAAACUCAGCCAGGUGUUUGAUGUUCCAGGGCUGAUGAUGGGGGGACCAGGUAAUACCCCUCCUGCAGUAAGAGACUGGGCUGCUCAGCUUAAGGUUCUUCGACGGCUGCUGGACUCAGUGGAGUUCCUGGAGGAGAUGAGUGGUCCAGGGGAACUGGCACUGGGUGGUUCAGAGAGAGCCCUGCUGAGGGAGCUCACUGACACUUUGGAGCCCUUCACUGAGGCCUGGGACAUGGUGCAUGGAGACCGACAAGCAGACAUACACACAGACAGACAUGUGUCCAUCAGCCUGGCUCUGCCAUGUGUUCUGGGCCUUCGUAAACAUCUCUCUGAGACAUCCACCCCCCACUGCCCCUCUCUCCUGGUGGGACUCAGCCAGGCUGUAGAGCGUCGGCUGGCCCCGAUCCUGGAGGACCCCCUCUACAUCACUGCUACCACCCUGGACCCCCAGUUCAAGCUCACUUGGAGCAGCAACCCUGACUGGCACAGACAAGUUCUUAUAGAGGAGUUAUCCAAACAUUCCACAGCCUCCAGCCCCACAGACCCCAACACAGACCUACAUCCUCACUCCCAGACUCCCCCAGCGCCAGCUCCAUCUCCGGUCUCCUCACUCUCUCGGCCCUGCAAGCUGUUCUCUUUCAUCAAGCAGAGACCAAUGACACAGGCCAAGAGCUUAGAGCAGGAGUUGGCCAUCUACCUGCGAGAGGAACCCACAGACGAGGAGGCCUUGCAUUACUGGCGGCGUAAAGCAAUAGACUUUCCUCUACUUGCCCAGGUGGCCAAAAGGGCGUUGACCAUACCUGCUUGUGGCACUGUGGUGGAGAGCAUUUUCACUAGUGCUGGCCGCUAUCUCCGGCCAGAGAAUGGCCGCGUCUUACCAAAGAACCUGGAGACUCUCAUCUACCUCAAAGCCAACUACAGAUUAUUAUGGACUUAGAGCUAAGAGUGAAACAUUUCUUUGACCUUAGUAGCAAAUGGAGACUCUAAACCUGCAGUAAAGUUACUUCUUGGAUACUAAUGUCUAUUUCCUCUCUAAAGAAACUGAGCUAGCAACAUAACAUAGUCCUCAUAAUGCACAUCUGUUGAUAUGAGAUGGAAUUACCCAGAGUUCAGAGCCGAGGCCCCAUUCUUGAGAAGGGUUUUCUAGACUUCACUAGGUGUGGAUUGCUAUCUGUUUACCAUGUAGCCUGCAUACGGACUAUCAAAACACAUGUUCUGGACCAAGGAGACUAGAAGCAGAUCAAUACUAAAGCCUUUACUUAGACUUUAUUUUGCCAAAUCAGCAUCAUCAGACAAACACAAGACCACAAAGCCCCCACUCUCUAUCCUCCCAACCCCAAAGACAGCCUGUGUCUGUACUCUACCAGCCAACAAUUAACCCACUGACAAAUGAAGCGGCCAAUCAUCGCAUACUAUAGCAUAUGGUUUAUUUUCACUGAUAUAUAAUGACCCUACAGGUUGUGAUUGAUUCGUUUGACAUAGUUUUUUAAAUGAUUGAGAAAUGGAAGGCAUCGGCUGCUAAACAAUAUGACAGUGCAUCAUCCACUUCUUCUUUUCUCUCUCUGUAUUUAUGCCUCAUCACUGAGACAUCAUAAUAAAUGAGUUUCACUUCCUACUGCAGAGGUGUGUGCAGUUUGCAGGCAUGAGUGCACUCAUGCAUGUGUGUACGUUACAUACCUUUUUUGCUAUUGGAAAAAAGAUAAAAUCUGCUUCAGAUCUCUCUCUUUUUUUUUUAAUUCAUUUAUAUUUUCCGCUGUCAGUCCUCUAUAACUCCACAUGUGCUCUGUCAGAGUGGAGGUCAAUUCCAUUUCAUUUUUUAUUAUCAGCACUUUUAUCUUUUUUCAAUUUCAUGUCCGUUUCUGCCUCUGAACUUUGAGGAAUUGAAAUGGGUUUGACCCUACUUCUGCCCCAGAAAACUAGCAGAGGAUGUGUGCAUGUGGCACAACAGAAGAUUCUGCUUUGUCUGACCUCCCUGAAAUAUUUUAGAACCACUUUACAGGGCAUCGCUUUGAAGGAGAAACUGUGAAUGUUGCAGUGUGUGUUUGCCUUUAUUCAGGGACUCUGUAACUGUGAGUCUGGGCUGGUGGGGAGGCAGGGUAAUUGCAAGUAAUUCCAUUACAGUUAAAUUUGAGUCAGCAGGCAGGCAGCAGUCACAUCCUACAUGGUUCUUUAUCUCACAGCCAACUAGACUCACAAAACCUUGUUGCUGAAGGACUUAGAUAACAGAAAAAUAUAUGCAGCUACUGUACUUCUUGUUCUCCAAAGUUACAAACUGCCUGAAUGCACUGAUAAAUGUUUUGUGAUUAAUAAUGAACUAGAAUAAUGAGUAGAAAACAACAUCAAUCAAUUUGGAGAUGACUGGAUAGAUCUGAUUACAAGGACUGUCACAAGGAUUACAUCUCCUUUUCACCAUCUGCAGCACAGCUUCCAUCCAAGUGUAACUGUUUUUGUUGUUGUUGAAAAUCGCUUCAGAAGAAGUGCCUCAAUCUGCGUGAGAUACAAUGAGAUUUCCCUCAUAGAUCAUAAUUAUCAAAGACUGCUGUGAUCUCAAUGAUUAUCACCCCAGGAUGUCUCUAUGGAUUUAGAUGUGUUGCCAGAUAUCCGUGUGGAUGUGUCAGUGUGUUUAUCUUUGAAAAGUGUGUUUGCCGCUCAUCCCACGGGUGUGUUG